AUGCGGGUUGCGCGAGACCUCUUCCCCAUCCCGCAAUUCUGGGUGUCCGAGUUUGACUACGUCUCGGUUCUCUUCGUCGAUCGGCCCCUAGCCAUCUCGACCACACCCCAGAACAUGCUACUGGCCCUCGCAGACUUCUACAUAGCCCUCAGUAAACGCCCUUACACUGGCGUGGGGAGCCUUACAACCCUCAACGACAAGGUCAUUGUCAGCCAGCUCAUCACUCCCAGCAGAACACAUGGCGUAUUCCCCUCCACGUCCGAGGCGCAUAUCGCUCGCCUCGACGACAUGAUCGAUGAUCUGGGAAAUACGCAGGUUGUUAGAGAUCGCUUGAACCGCUUUUGUUUGGCAUUGGAGGCGCGGGAACUUGUCCGCGAGUGCGAGGAGAUGAAACAUGUCGGCCAGACGUUCUUACGCCACCACAACUUGGAAAAAAACCUCAUCCUAACCGAGAAUGGACUGAGCGUGUCUAAUUGGGAAUACGCAUGUACAGCUCCAUGGCUUGAAGCCUUCGCUCUCCCCCGCUCCCUCCUGGACUCUUCCUACGCAUCUUCGAAUAAAAUCACAGCAGCUGAACGAACCCUCGAGACCAUCUUCAAUGAGAAAGGCGCUCGCCGUCUUGCAGCUGGCCUGAUUCGCUCAAGGAAGUAUCACCGCCUCCACGACGUGUACGACUGCCCCCCAAUCACCGUCGAGAGUGUAUACCUCCUCCGUCAAUCCUUCAAUCCCCAAACUGAGCGCCCGUCUUCCCUCAUGUCUUGGCGAAAGGAUAUCCUCCGACGAUACGCAGUGCCUGAAGUUCGCCAGUUUGUGGGUAACGUCAUGGGCCUCGAGGACUUGUGGUACACUUGCGAUGUGCGGGUCGGCCAGCGGCUGGUGAAGGAGUUGAAGCAUAUCGUUGACCAGCUGGACUUCGCCUCCCGGCCACACGAUGAGGCGGGCGAAGCGCUCUUGGAGUUGGCAGAACGAGCCGACCUCACUAUUGAGGGUUUGGAGGGGCGUAUUGCGCGGAUCGAGCAUGACGGUGCGUAA
Molecule: messenger RNA, 1032 nt
Organism: Cutaneotrichosporon cavernicola
Lineage: Eukaryota; Fungi; Basidiomycota; Tremellomycetes; Trichosporonales; Trichosporonaceae
Exons: 2
Coding region: 1-1032 (343 amino acids)
Source: RefSeq, a predicted model, not a curated record